AUGGAGAGAGAGGAGGUGAGGGAGAAUCCUGGUCAGGAAGAGGCUGUGAGAGGGAAGAGUGAAAGUGUGGUGUGUGAAAGCGCUGGGGAGGUGGGAGUUGGCAAGGAAGUAUAUAGUGGGGAGGGCAAUGGCGAAGAGGAGGGUUGUCAAGAGGGGGGGAAUAGCGGGUUGGGGGAUGGCCAGGAGGAGGAUGGUGAGAAGCGUAAUGGAGAGGAGCGGGCCGGUGAGGAGCGGGCCGGUGAGGAGCGGGCCGGUGAGGAGCGGGCCGGUGAGGAGAGGGAGGGUGUGGAGGGGGAGGGUGUGGAGGGGGAUAAGGGCGAGGACAGGGCCAAUGAGAAGGGGGAUGGUGAGACAGGAGACGGUCAGGAGGAGGGGAAUGGCAUGGAUGGGGCUGAUGGGGUGGGAGAUGGCGACGAGGAGGCAGAAGAGGAGAGGGGAGGUGAGAAGGGGGACGGCGAGGCCGGUUGCAAUCAGGAUGCGGAUAGUGAGGAGAUCAGAGAAGAUCAGGAAAGGGUCGGUGAGGGGGGAGGCAGUCACGAGAAAGGAAUAGGCGAGGAGGAGGGGGGCAGCCUCCUGAGGUGUAGUGUAGUUCCCUAUGAGUCCUACACAGAUGACCAUCCUUUCUCAGUGACCCACAGCAAGCCAGGCGGUUUGAAGACAACUAGGUUUCCUGGGGCAUCGCUGGAUCUGCAACAUCUCAGCACUCCCGGGACCCGGCCUUCAUCCGACCAUGAAGGCCGUCACUGGCAGCAAUCGCUGACCUGCACACUCAGGUCAGAAGACGGGUUACUGAGGAUGUUCCAGGUGAAGGGCAGAGCACCUGGGCAUUACUCCCAUCUACCACCCCACCCUGACCUCAGCAGGGCUGGGGCAUUGUGGUACCAGGCCGAUAUGGUUGACGGGCAACUCAUCAGCCACCUCCAGUGGCUGAGCAACGAGGUGGCACUGCCUGUCACUUCAGAGAUGGAGGCAGAAGAGGCAAGACUGAGGAGCUUCGGGAACUGGCCAUCCCACGCCACCAUUCAGCCAAUCCGUCUGGCCCAGGCAGGCUUCUUCUACACAGGUCACCAAGACAACGUAAGGUGUUUCCAUUGCGAUGGAGGACUCCGAAACUGGGAGCUGGGCGAUGACCCGUGGAUGGAGCACGCAAAAUGGUUCCCUCGCUGCCAAUACUUACUCCAGGUGAAAGGGAUCGAUUAUAUUAACAGCAUCCAGGAGUUGCACUCCAAUAUCUUGGAGUCAACGUUUAUCAGCCACCCUCUUCAGGUGUUCACAAUAGAUGAGGGUACGAUCCAAGGUGACUCCGAGGUACUUGGGGAAUUCUUCAUUCUUCACCCGCUUACCACAAAAGGACACUCGGAGCUUUCCAUUGACGAGCCGACUGCUGAGGUGAAAGGCAGUGACACAGUAAGUGGAAAUGCGCAGCUGCCUCCUCUCAUGCACUCCACCGUAGUUCAGAGGGCCCUGCAGAUGGGGUUUGAUGGCUGUAUGAUAGAGGCCCUGGUAAACAGCAAGUACCUGUUAACUGGGGUACAGUACGGCUCAGUCAGUGAAUUACUCUCAGACCUACUAGAAGCUGAGGAGGAAGAAGGAGAAAGGAGACAACCAGUAACAGGUACAACCAAAACCAUUGGUACUUUUCCUAACCCAAUGGAGAAAGAGUUAUGCUCUAUAGGUCAGUUACAGUCGCGGGUUAACCUGAAGUCAAGAGAAGGCAGCCGUGCUUCUAAUGGAAGGAGAGAGCCGUCAGCUCAGGAGCAAGGUUUGAGUGCUGAAGAACAACUCCGCCAGCUGAAGAAUGAACGCACCUGUAAAGUGUGCAUGGACAAAGAUGUCUGCAUUGUCUUUUUACCUUGCGGACAUCUGGUGGUGUGCAGAGAAUGCGCUCCAAACCUCCGGAGAUGUCCCAUCUGUCGAGCUCUCAUUAGAGGAAGUGUGAGGGCCUUCAUGUCCUAAUGAUCACAAUUGGAGGAGAGCCUACACACAGAGACACAAGCGACUACAAUUGGCAGAAUCUGGAACAAAAAACAAACUGCUGGAGGAACUCAACGGGUUGAGCACCAUCUACAGGAAUUUUCACAAUUAUCCUGAGACAGACAAUUAACACGAACAAAACGACACACAGAAAUACGCACAGAGUUUUGUAUGGUGCAAAUGAAUCCUGACCAUUUAGAGGGAAAGAAGUGAAUGUAGUUCUGAGGUAUGAUGAGGAAUACAAGCAUGUUUCAAUGAAACAUAGAACAUAGAAGACAGACAUUAGCAAUCAGAGUGUCUUUACAAUUGGAAUAAGUAUAGGAUAAUUGCAAAUUGACCUGGUUAACCAAAGACCCAGUGCUAAAGUCAUAGGAUUGUACAUCAUAGAAACAGGCCAUCUCAGCCCAACUCCUCAAUUUGACCAUGAUGCUUGUCUAAGCUUGCUUUAGGACUAUAUCCCUCUAGGCCUUUCCUAGCGAAGUACCUAUACAAAGGUAUUUUAAACAUUAUACUUGCAUUUGUGCCCUCCACUUCCUCUGACUGUUCAUUCCAGAUAAUCACUACCCUCUGUACCCUUCAGAUCUCUUUUAAAUGUCUCCUCUCCCCUUAAACCUGCGCCUUCUAGCCUGCCCAGAGAAAAAAAUUCAGACCAUCUCUUAUAUCUAUGCCCCUUUUAUAAACCUCUAUACUCUUCAAUCUUCUAUGUUCCAGUGUGAAUAAACCCAACCUAUGCAAUCUCUACUAAUAACUACAGCCCUCCAUACCAGGCAACAUUCUGAUCUUCUUCUGCACUCUCUCUAUUGCUACCACAUCCUUGUUGAUGGUUUGGCAACUGGAACUGUAAACAAGUGCGGCGUCAACAACAUCUUUCUUUUAGGAAGGAGAUGAGGAGCAUUUCUUUAGUCAGAGGGUGGCGAAUCUGUGGAAUUCCUUGCCACAGAAGGCUAUGGAGGCCAAGUCAGUGGACAAUUUUAAGGCAGAGAUAGAUAGAUACUUGAUUAGUAUAGGUGUCAUAGAAACAUAGAAAACAUAGAAAAUAGAUGCAGGAGUAGGCCAUUCGCCCCUUCGAGCCUGCACCGCCAUUCAAUAUGAUUAUGGCUGAUCAUCCAACUCAGUAUCCUGUACCUGCCUUCUCUCCAUACCCCCUGAUCCCUUUGGCCACAAGUGCCACAUCUAACUCCCUCUUAAAUAUAGCCAAUGAACUGGCCACAACUACCUUCUGCAGCAGUGAAUUCCAGAGAUUCACCACUCUCUGUGUGAAAAAGGUUUUCCUCAUCUCGGUCCUAAAAGAUUUCCCCCUUAUCCUUAAACUGUGACCCCUUGUUCUGGACUUCCCCAACAUCGGGAACAAUCUUCCUGCAUCUAGCCUGUCCAACCCCUUAAGAAUUUUGUAAGUUUCUAUAAGAUCCCCCCUCAAUCUUCUAAAUUCUAGCGAGUACAAACCGAGUCUAUCCAGUCUUUCUUCAUAUGAAAGUCCUGACAUCCCAGGAAUCAGUCUGGUGAACCUUCUCUGUACUCCCUCUAUGGCAAGAAUGUCUUUCCUCAGAUUAGGAGGCCAAAACUGUACGCAAUACUCCAGGUGUGGUCUCACCAAGACCCUGGACAACUGCAGUAGAACCUCCCUGCUCCCAUACUCAAAUCCUUUUGCUAUGAAUGCUAAGAUACCAUUUGCCUUCAGAGGUUAUGGGCAGAAGGCAGGAGAAUGGGGUUAGGAGAGAUAGAUCAGGCAUGAUUGAAUGGCGGAGUAGACUUGAUGGGCCAAAUGGCCUAAUUCUACUCCUAUCACUUAUGACUUCAUAACAAUUUGUACAACGGCAACAUGACGUCCCAUCUCUUAUACUCAAUGCCACGGCCUAAGAAGGCAGACAUAACAAAUGCCUUCUUCAUUGCCUUAUCACCUGUGUCUCCACUAUGGUCUUGCAACCCAAGGUCCCUGCCAGUUACUGCCCCACAGAAUUUGACUUUUCAAAUGACAGGAAAGAGAGAACAUAUGGCAAGUGUGUGAGUCAUAACAAAGGAGAAACAAGUUAAAUACAGGAGAACUGAAAAAAAUGACCUAGGGUAUAGAUUCUCAGCUACAAAAAUCAAAAUGAUUUUAUGAACGUAUAAAUUACAAAAUAUAAAAGAGCUGUCAAAAUGUAAAUCUUGGCGGGGAGCUGGAGUAUUAGAUGUAUAUCGGAAAUGGGAAUGUAAUUGUAGUGGAGCGGGUACAGAUGAGAUUCACCAGCAUCUUAUGGUUCAGUUACAAGGUGAGAGUGAAGAGGCAGGGUCUGUUUUCCCUGGAGAGACGAGAUUGAGGGGAGAUGAAUGAGGUGUAUAAAAUUAUGAGGAAUAUGGAUAGAAUAGACUGCAGGAAUCUUUUGCUCAUAUCAGUUAGAUAAAGCUAGAUGACAUGUAAGUGGGAAGACAUUUGGAGGUGCUCUGAGGGGGACCUUUCUCAUCCAGCUCAUAACCUCUGACACCUAUACUAAUCAAGUGAGCACCAGAGAAUUGUGGCAGCUGGUCGCCGACAGCGUUAAAGCCAAGUGCUGGAAGAUGGGAUUAAUACGGCCAGGUGCCCACUGGUCAUUGUGGAUGUGCUGGGCCUAAUGAUCAGUUUCCAUGCUGAAUGAGUCAAUAACUACUGGAAAUACUUAACAUUCUCAACAUCAGCAGAGCGAGAAACAGUGUGAAACUCGUGCAGCUUUCGGACUUUUAUGCCAUGAAUAUAUCACGUUUUUGUAACAAAAGUAAAUGCUUUGCAAGGUACCUGAGUGGGCAACGAGCAGGCUGACGAUUUGCUAAAAGUGGAUGAGGAGGAGGCACUCGAAGGGUUAGCACUUCAGAGUGGGUGAACUGAAUCCUCGUUUUCUGAGGCUGGGCAGCUGGAAAUAGGAAAGAAUGCUGUUGCACUCUUCUUAAACACAAAGCCAGCCUGGUAGCCCAAACAUGAAGCCUCUUUCCUAAAAAAAGAUUGAAAUAAGCUUGGAACGUACAGGCAAAUGGUGGUGGAAAGAUAGCCUCAUUAAUUUGGGUUAAAAUUGCCGCAUAAAAUAUGGUAAGCGCAAUUUAGUUACAAUUUGUUAAAUGCACCUUAUGUUUUAUGAGUUCUUGAUGAAGUGAUGGGGUGGGUAGAGGAUGGAAAUAGUUUGCUGUUAAUUAUGGACUUUCAAAUAUGUCUGAUGUAUUGGACCAUAUAGUAAAAUUAAAACUCAUUGGAUUAAAGAGAUAAUGACCACACUAAUGUAAACUGGCUGUGGAACAGAGAGAGCACAAUGGGGAAUAUGCAGACAUUUACACUUUUUGAUAGUGAUAAAUGGCCUUCAUUGGACAUACAUUUAACAUCCAAAGCAUGCAAAUUAUACGUGUGGGAAAUGUAGUAACAUCGAGGAGGAUAAUGAAGUGGCCAGAAACAAUGCAGAAUAAACUUAAUGCCAAAUGCUUAACUGAAACAGGCACAGGAUCACAGAGAUCUGGGGUGUGUCAUGCAUUCUUGGUCCGUGGAUGAUGAGAUGUUUAUUGAAGGUUUUUUUGUUUCUAGGACUUUUGUAA
Molecule: messenger RNA, 5505 nt
Organism: Leucoraja erinaceus (little skate)
Lineage: Eukaryota; Metazoa; Chordata; Chondrichthyes; Rajiformes; Rajidae
Product: baculoviral IAP repeat-containing protein 3-like
Exons: 7
Coding region: 1-1956 (651 amino acids)
Biological process (GO): positive regulation of protein ubiquitination; regulation of cell cycle; negative regulation of apoptotic process
Cellular component (GO): nucleus; cytoplasm
Molecular function (GO): ubiquitin protein ligase activity; cysteine-type endopeptidase inhibitor activity involved in apoptotic process
Source: RefSeq, a predicted model, not a curated record